UCUUGGAAGGGGCGGGGUCUGUGCUGAGUGGUCCUGGAGUCAAUGAGGGGCGGGGCCUGCCCUGGAAUAGGGCGUGGGGUCUAUGCCCAGGGGUCCGGGAGGGGAGGGGCCUGAGUUGAGAGGUUCAGGGAGGGGCGGAGCGCCCCAGGCAUGGGCGGGGCCUGCGUGGUCCGCGGCGCUGGUGGAGUGGGCAGCGCGAUGAGGGGCACGAGCUGCGUGGGCGGCGGCGGCGAGAGCCCCGGUAGCGCGGGGCUGAGUGAGGGUCCGCGCGGCCGCUGGCUGCGCCUGGCCCCGGUGUGCGCCUACUUCUUAUGCGUGUCGCUGGCCGCCGUGCUGCUCGCCGUGUACUACGGUCUCAUCUGGGUCCCCACGCGGCCUCCUGCGAGCCCCGCCGGUCCCCAGCCCAGCGCGCCAGGCCCUCCGUGCGCCCGAGGCGCGCCUCCUGCCCCUCCGCCCGCCGCCCCCUGCCUACUGGGCGCCCCCGGCGGGCCAAGACCCUUGCUGGGACUGCCGCGGAGCCGCCGCCACAGCCGCCCGCCGCCAGGAGCGACGCCGCAGGCCUCCGCGGGCCGCGCGCCCGGGUAACCUCCCUUCCUCCCACCCGAUCGUCUGCCGCUGGAGCCCGGGGUCCCCGCUCUGUCCCGUCCCGUUCUGUCCCGGCUGGGCCCAGAGCGGGCACUCUGAAGAAUGGGCCGGGGCUGGGGCUGGGGCCUCGCCCCGCGUAGCCUCUGCGGUCCGGCCGGGCCUCUUCGCCCCACGCCAUCCUGAUCGAGGGCCCUGACCCUCAGCUCACCCCACUCCUCUCCUGGACUGUGCGCAUCCAUCUGCAAUAAACUCCAGCCUCAGCUGC
Messenger RNA from Nannospalax galili (Upper Galilee mountains blind mole rat), 850 nucleotides. It is a transcript of the gene Inafm1, whose product is annotated as InaF motif containing 1. The transcript has a single exon. The record is from RefSeq and is a predicted model, not a curated record. Lineage: Eukaryota; Metazoa; Chordata; Mammalia; Rodentia; Spalacidae. Bases 151 to 585 code for a protein of 144 amino acids.